This is a messenger RNA of Durio zibethinus, 3027 nucleotides long. RefSeq names its product phosphate transporter PHO1-like. Gene Ontology annotation, biological process: cellular response to phosphate starvation. Gene Ontology annotation, cellular component: membrane. NCBI's taxonomy places the organism in Eukaryota, Viridiplantae, Streptophyta, Magnoliopsida, Malvales, Malvaceae. The record is from RefSeq and is a predicted model, not a curated record.
UUUUUUCUAUAUAUAAACCUCACUAAAUCCCUCUCAAACCCCUCUAAUCUAAGCCCUUUCUUUCUCUCUCUCAUUUUGCUUUUCUUUUUCCCAUUCCUCAUCUCCACCGACCUAUCUUUUUCUCAUCACUACAAGGAAGAAGAAAAUACAGUAAGAGAAGAGGAAGAAAAAACAAUGGUGAAGUUCUCAAAGGAGCUUGAAGCUCAACUAAUACCAGAAUGGAAAGACGCCUUUGUUAACUACUGGCAACUCAAGAAACAUGUAAAGAAGAUCAAGCUCUCUAGAAAAAAUAGACUACCUUCGCCUGACCAUAACAAUGAUUUUGGUCGCUCCAUUUUCGAUCCCAUUCGUUUCAUCGCCAUGAAAGUACUCUCGACCAAGUUUUUCCUCAGCUCCAAUAACAAUACUGAUGAGAUCAUUCAGGUAAGGAGUAAAAGCUUGGAGGAUGGUUCUGAUGAAGAAGAAGUACUCUAUCAAACUGAACUUGUUCAAUUGUUUUCUGAAGAAGAUGAGGUGAGGGUGUUUUUUGAGAAGUUGGAUGAAGAGUUGAACAAGGUGAACCAAUUUUACAAGGCAAAAGAGAGUGAGUUUGUUGAGAGAGGGGAGAUUCUGAACAAGCAACUUCAAAUCCUGCUAGACCUCAAGCAGAUCCUCAGCGAUCGGCGGCGGAAACCGAAUGGUGGCGUUCUUCCGCCUUCGUGGUCAUCUUCUCCCCGCAACUCUGAUUUCUCAGAAAGCCCCGCAGAUAUGAAUGAUAGUUCCAAAGAAGUCUCGCAAACAGAUGAGGUGAUCGCAGCAUUAGAAAAGAAUGGUGUGAAUUUCAUCAAUUCAGCUGCAGGCAGGGGCAAGACAAAGAAAGGGAAGCCAAAGAUGGCCAUGAGGAUCGACAUCCCAGCUACCACACCGACUCGCACCAUCUCAGCUGUCACAUCCAUGCUCUGGGAAGAUCUAGUCAACAACCCCAAGAAAGAAGGUCCAGGAGAUUUCAUCAAUAGAAAGAAAAUCCAAUAUGCUGAAAAGAUGAUUCGGAGUGCUUUUGUGGAACUCUACAGGGGCCUUGGUCUGCUCAAAACUUACAGCUCACUGAAUAUGGUGGCUUUUACAAAGAUACUCAAGAAGUUUGACAAGGUAUCAAACCAACAGGCAUCAGCUAGUUAUUUGAAAGCAGUGAAGAGAUCCCAUUUCAUUAGCUCUGAUAAGGUUGUUAGACUAAUGGAUGAAGUGGAGUCCAUUUUCACAAAGCACUUCGCCAACAAUGACAGGAAAAAGGCAAUGAAGUUCUUGAGACCACAGCAGCAGAAAGAUUCUCACAUGGUCACCUUUUUUGUUGGAUUGUUUACAGGUUGUUUUGUAUCACUGUUUAGUGUAUAUAUAAUAUUGGCACACUUGUCUGGUAUAUUCUCAUCUGGCACAGAAACUGCUUUCAUGGAAACUGUCUACCCAGUUUUCAGUGUAUUUGCAUUGCUAAGCCUGCACUUGUUUUUGUAUGGGUGCAACUUGUUCAUGUGGAAGAAUACAAGAAUAAACUACAAUUUCAUUUUUGAGUUUGCGCCAAACACAGCCCUUAAAUAUAGAGACGCAUUCCUCAUUUGUACCACUUUCAUGACUUCUGUGGUUGGGGCCAUGGUCAUCCAUCUCCUAUUAAGGGCCGGAGGCUUUUCGCCAACUCAAGUUGACACUAUUCCUGGAAUUCUCCUGCUGAUUUUCAUUGCCUUGCUGGUAAGCCCAUUUGACAUCUUCUAUCGUUCAACUCGGUACUGUUACCUUCGUAUAAUACGGAACAUAAUAUGCUCUCCAUUUUAUAAGAUUUUGAUGGUAGACACUUUCAUGGCUGACCAACUUACUAGUCAGAUUCCAUUGCUUAGACACUUGGAAUCAACAGCCUGCUACUUUCUUGCUGGAAAUUUCAAAACCCAUGAAUAUGCAACAUGCAAGAAUGGAAAGCUGUACAGACAGCUAGUUUAUGUCAUCUCGUUUUUGCCAUAUUAUUGGCGUGCCAUGCAGUGUGCAAGAAGGUGGUUUGAUGAAUAUGACCUGAACCACUUGGCUAACAUGGGGAAGUAUAUUUCUGCCAUGGUGGCAGCUGGUGCCAGGCUAACAUAUGCUACACAGAGCAACCACCUGUGGUUUUCUGCAGUCUUGGUGACUUCAGUUGUGGCUACAGUUUACCAAUUAUAUUGGGAUUUUGUCAAGGAUUGGGGACUUCUUAAUCCCAACUCCAUAAACCCUUGGCUCAGAGAUGAUCUAAUUCUAAAGAACAAGAGCAUUUACUACCUGUCCAUUGUCUUGAAUGUAGUUCUAAGAGUUGCUUGGAUAGAAAGCAUCAUGCGGUUUCGGACCAAUCCAGUUCAGACACAUUUGCUAGACUUCUUCUUGGCUUCCCUAGAGGUGAUCCGACGAGGGCAUUGGAAUUUUUACAGGUUGGAGAAUGAACAUCUAAACAAUGUUGGCAAGUACCGGGCAGUAAAGAGUGUUCCAUUGCCAUUCCGUGAGACAGAUUGUGACGGCUGAGAAAUCGUUAAAUUCAGGAUGUUCCUGACAAAGCUGGCAUAAGAGGGCAGGUGAUACCCUUCGGCAGUUCUGUUACCAUAUAAAAGAAGAUUCCAGGGGUCGAAGAUCUCCCUCAUCAAUCAACAAUGACAAAUCCAGUCCAAAUUGUAGAGCUCCCAGUGCAAGAAAAGUUCCAGCAUCAAAUAGCAAUUCUAACCUGGAUUUGCUGAUAUCUGAAUCAAUCUGAUGUCUUAGCCAAUAGCCAAAGGCAUGUUUUUUCUCUCCCUCUAUUCUCUGUUGGGACAAUAAACAAUGAAGUUUAAUAUUGUUUUGAAGCUUGAAAUGUAUAUUAUACAGUCUGUAUAAUGAUGGGAACCAUUGAUUUACGGAGCAAGUGUUCUAACCCAACAUGAAGCAACAAGCUGCCCAUAUCAUGGGCUGUAAUUCCUGGUUAAUAUUUUAGGAUAAAGUUUAAAUUGAAAAAGCUAAAAGCAAAACCAUAAAAAAAAUGGCAAACAGCAAACUUACCGCUUUAAA